This is a messenger RNA of Camellia sinensis, 768 nucleotides long. RefSeq names its product inorganic phosphate transporter 1-4-like. NCBI's taxonomy places the organism in Eukaryota, Viridiplantae, Streptophyta, Magnoliopsida, Ericales, Theaceae. Gene Ontology annotation, cellular component: membrane. The record is from RefSeq and is a predicted model, not a curated record. Gene Ontology annotation, biological process: transmembrane transport. Gene Ontology annotation, molecular function: transmembrane transporter activity.
AUGGUUGCUUUUGGGGCUGCUUCAUUUAUCCAGGGAAUUAAAAAAUUGACAGAAGUAGUUGAACUCUUUCAGGGAGGCCAGUUCGGUUAUGCAUCUAUUUACGGAGAGUUACCAAAGUUCAACUUGAAGGCAGGAAAGCAGACUCUGCCAGCCCCAUUUGUAGCAUCAGAAAAGCCAUGGGAGACCAUAUUUAGUGGAUCAUCUCAUAGCCUUCCUCCUCUGACCAAAUUAUUGAUGUCUGCUGCAUUUAUUCAAGCUAUUGAAGAGUCUACAUGUUUCAAAGUGUCUUCAAAACUAUUGAAGGCAGGUUUGAAUUGUCAAAACCUUUUCCAAAAGGACAUUUUCAGUGCAAUCGGGUGGAUUCCCGAUGCCAAGAAAAUGAAUUCCUUAGCUAUUCCUUACAAUCAAUGGACUUAUAAGGAGAACCAAAUUGGGUUCAUUGUCAUGUACUCGCUAACCUUCUUUUUUGCCAAUUUUGAUCCAAACACAACAACUUUUGUUGUCCCCACUGAGAUUUUCCUUGCAAGGCUACGAUCUACGUGUCAUGGCAUAUCAGCAGCAUCUGGGAAAGCUGGGGCAAUUGUUGGGGCAUUCGGGUUCUUAUAUGUAGCUCAGAAUCAGGACCCAACUAAGACAGAUAAAGGGUAUCCACCGAGUAUUGGUGUGAGGAAUGCGCUCAUGGUUCUUGGCAGAGUCAAUUUCUUGGUUAUGGUGUUUACGUUCUUGGUGCCUGAAUCGAAAGGAAAAUCAUUGGAGGAAAUGUCUUAA